AUGCACACGGGACGUUUUUACAGCGGCUGUUUUUGGCUUUUGAUGGUUUAUUCUACAGCUAGUAAACCCCCCAGCAUGUUAUCCUAUGUGUCCAUGCAUACAGAGACUGGAAUCAACGUUUUUUGGCUGGAAAAAAAACCCGGGACUAGUGGGUUUCUAGGGGAGUUUUUUAGCUGUAAAAACACUCUAAUGCUGAAAAACGCGGGAAAACAUGGUAAACCGCCGCAAACCAGCAUUUUCAGACUUUUUUUGACCAAAAAAAAUUAUUUUGUUUUGGUAAAAAAAAAAUUGCAAACACGGAAAAACGAAAAACGC
This is a messenger RNA of Staurois parvus, 315 nucleotides long. The record is from the annotation of a GenBank genome assembly. Lineage: Eukaryota; Metazoa; Chordata; Amphibia; Anura; Ranidae.